Cricetulus griseus (Chinese hamster) is the source of this 389-nucleotide messenger RNA. The record is from RefSeq and is a predicted model, not a curated record. Lineage: Eukaryota; Metazoa; Chordata; Mammalia; Rodentia; Cricetidae.
CCCCUGACCCAGAGAUCUGGAUUCAGUUAAGUUCUCUGCCCAUGUAUGGUGUGCUCUUAAAGACCUCGGGACUGGAUGUGGAGGAGCUCUCGGAGGGUUUCAAUUUCACCAUGGAGGACAUCAACAGCAAAAACAUUAGAUACUCAGCUGUGUUUGAGACAGAAGAGCCCAUGGUUAUGGAUAGCUUCCACUUCUCUGUCUCAGACAUGGACGACAACCGAGUGGACAACCAGGUCUUCACCAUCACAAUUACUCCUGCCAAGAGUCCACCGCACAUCAUUGCUUUUGCUGACCUUAUCACGGUAAACAGCUCUCAGAUCAAUAAACAUCCAGGCCUUUGGAGAGCUAGGAUCCUUGGUGAUGUAGCUAACGGAUUUUUGCCUAGCUGA